Messenger RNA from Bufo gargarizans (Asiatic toad), 3033 nucleotides. Its product is annotated as uromodulin-like. The record is from RefSeq and is a predicted model, not a curated record. Gene Ontology annotation, cellular component: cell surface; apical plasma membrane. The coding region runs from base 1 to 3033 and encodes 1010 amino acids. The transcript has 18 exons. Gene Ontology annotation, biological process: neutrophil migration. Gene Ontology annotation, molecular function: calcium ion binding. NCBI's taxonomy places the organism in Eukaryota, Metazoa, Chordata, Amphibia, Anura, Bufonidae.
AUGGACAGCAAUAUGAAAGGUGUUACCGUUCCAUCGGUCAGCCACCGAAGAUCCAAAAAGGAUUUGAACGUGAUGGAGGUCUCCACGGAUGAGGAGGAGUCGGAGGAGCAGGCGGGGGGAGAGCAGCAUGGACCCUCCGAUAAUGUUGCGGUGGAGGUAGAGGCAGAGCAGCCCGGAUCCUCCCAGCCACGGGAUUCCCUUCCCCCAUCUCCAGAAGAGAAGGAGGAUGUCUACACCCCCCACCAGGAGGAUUCUUUUUAUGACUUCACCACAGAAAUCCCCUUCAGCACCAGAAUCCCUUCCACCAACAUCAGCUACAGUAUUGAUAAUUGUUCUGAAGAUGCAGCUUUCCCAUCCUUUACUCUGGUCAUGGAUACAACUGGUUCUAUGGGGUACGAUCUAUAUCAGUUUCAAAAUAUUGCCAGAUAUCUUGCCACUCGUCUAGAAGCCUCAUCUGCAAAUGUGACAAGAAAAUACAUACUGAUGGAAUUUAAUGACCCAAGUGUUGGGCCUCUUUAUGUUACCUGUUCAUCUACUGAGUUUUUCAACAAUCUCUAUAGCCUUUAUCCCCAUGAAGGGGGUGAUUGUCCAGAAUAUGCAAUGUCAGGAUUGCUGACAGCCCUGCAGUACAGCCCAUAUGGUUCCUUUGUCUUGUUGGUGACAGAUGCGUCAGCCAAGGACAGUGAUUACACAGAUACAGUCAACCAGAUAUAUUCUCUGAUAGAUUCUUUGCAAGUUAAGAAAGAUAGUCCUACACUUGCCACACUAGUGUUAACUGAACGUGUUGCACAAGUCUUCUUUUUUGCUGGAUCUUGUUUCGGUACAGAUCAGCCUGACUACAAGAUCUAUAAAGAUAUUGCAUACCACAGUUAUGGCCUUGUGUUUCCCAUUAACUAUCUAAGCUCUAAAGCUGCAGACCUGGUCAAUUUCUUUCUAAAAAUUCCAGUGAACAGUACCACGCGCCUGUUUUCUGUGGAUAACGACAACACAAUUUACAAUGCUACCUUCUCAGUGCCAGCAGGUCUUAAUUCACUGAUCAUAUCAAUAUCAGGUUCAACCUCCUCAUUCACUCUUUAUGAUCCAUCUGUAACUGUUGAUUGGGGUGAAACAUUCAACUCAUCUGCAUUUUGUGCAACGUGUGAUAGCAAUGCAAGUUGUAGAAAAGAUUUACUCGACUACACCUGUGUGUGUAAUGAAGGCUUCAGUGGAGACGGAUUUUCUUGUUACGAUAUCGAUGAAUGCAGCUCUUACGGAUAUUAUUCAAGCGGCAAAUGCGGCAGUCAUGGUUACUGUGUCAACACAUACGGCUCAUACUACUGUAACUGUUACACAGGCUACACUUGGGAUAAUGCAACUUGUGUUGAUGUGGAUGAGUGUUCUUCACCCUCGCUGAACAACUGCGACCCAGCAGCAACAUGUGUCAACUACUAUGGAUCCUAUUCCUGCUAUUGCCCCGAAGGAUAUUAUGGAAAUGGAUAUAAAUGUGAGGUCGAUGAAUGUACAAGGGAUGUUUGUGGAUUUGGUAGAGAAUGUACCAAAUUCACCGGGUACCAUAACUGCACUGAUCCAUGCUUUACCUAUACCACCCUGAAUGACCCCACCAGGAGCACAUCAUAUUAUGAUUACUAUUAUUACUAUUACUACUAUUAUGGACGUUCUGACUAUUACCUAAGCGGUUGGUAUCGAUUUGUAGGUAGUGGCGGAGACCGCUUGGCAGAUUUUUGUCCCUCUGUGGGUAGUUGUUACACCAGAUAUCCCAUGUGGAUGAAUGGAACACAUCCAGAUCCCUCAGAUGGAAUCGUGAAUCGUACAGUUUGCGCUAACUAUUAUGGUUAUUGCUGCUAUUGGACAUCAGACGUGAAGAUCAAGGCUUGUCCUGGGGGAUUUUAUGUGUAUAAAUUCAGCACGCCCCCUGAGUACUAUUCUGGAUAUUGCACAGAUCCAUCCACUGUUUCUGACUCUUGUGCCUGUGGUGAAAAUGAAGAAUGUAGAAAAGUUGGUGAUCAUUAUCGCUGCUACUGCAAAGAUGAGGACCUAACCAUAAAUGACAUUAGUCCGGUGAUUUCAUGCAGUAGUCAGGAAAUGAAAGCUUCCUUCAAUAAAUGUGCUCUGGAAAAAUUCAGUCUGAACACCACAAACAUACAUCUCAAAGACAGCUACUGCACAGGAUUUAAUGAUUUCAACUUGACAAACCUCAUUUCUGUAGUAUCUGUCUUGAAGACCGGAAUCUGUGGAAAUGAGCUGGAGAACAACGGCACACAUGCCAUCUAUAUGAACACCCUUUACCUAUCCAAAAAUACAGGAGAAUCCUUAGGUGCAGACGAUCAACUUACAUUUGAUUUUGCUUGUGUAUAUCCAUUAGACAUCGAAGUGUCCCUGGACACAGCUCUCAAGCCCUUUAAAAACUCAACUAUAAUUGUCCCAGGGAAUCUAGAGGUAACUAUGGCUCUCUACACUGACUCGACCUACACAUCACCCUAUCAAGGAUCUGCAGUUAUACUGACAUCCCAAACCAAUCUGUUUGUUGGAAUUCUCCUGAAGCUAGCAGAUGUUUCUCAAUAUUAUGUGCUAAUAAAGAAUUGCUAUGCUACACCUUCAUUGAACUCCACAAUAAAAUAUGACAUCAUUAAGGACAGCUGCCCCAGCAAGCAAGACUCUAGCAUUAAUGUGAUAGAAAAUGGAGGGUCUUUGCAUGGACGAUUUUCUGUUAAGCUUUUUGGAUACGUAAAGGAUUCGGAUGUUGUGUAUCUGCAAUGCGACAUCCAUCUUUGUAACAGCGCCUGCGCACCGGUGAUAUUAUCUACGUCAUUGGAGAAUGACUUGGACAAGGAAUCUCCAAAUAUUAAAAACUGGAGAUUCACCACUUUUGAGUCACCAAUAUUUAAUGCCGGGGAUUCCUUGUACAUGUGGAGGAGCUUCUUGAUAUCAGGGAAGAGAAGUAUGGAUCUGAAGGGCAGUGUUUUUAGUGUAUGUGGCAAUACUUCCUGCUCCAACUUCCCGGCCUCUACAUUCAACAUCUCUGGACGCAGAUAA